Messenger RNA from Aspergillus homomorphus CBS 101889, 3233 nucleotides. Its product is annotated as DNA repair protein RAD16. Gene Ontology annotation, molecular function: ATP binding; ATP-dependent chromatin remodeler activity; metal ion binding. Bases 321 to 3206 code for a protein of 961 amino acids. The record is from RefSeq and is a predicted model, not a curated record. The transcript has 11 exons. Lineage: Eukaryota; Fungi; Ascomycota; Eurotiomycetes; Eurotiales; Aspergillaceae.
CCUGGGACUCGGGAAAUGCUUUCGAUUUUUCUCUCUUUUUUCCCUUUUCUUUCUUUUCACAAUUCUCUUCACUUUGUUGAUCCUUGACUCACCCACUUCCUCCUGUGACCUUUUUUGCCUCUUUCCGCUUGCCUCUUUCCGCUAUACCCCAGCUAGACCCCGAUACCCGCAUCUCUUAUCAGCCAUCCAUCCCCCUCCUUACACCCUACCCUACCUUGAUAUCCACAUCAAGACGGUGACUGUGAGAUCUGUUCCCAAGGUAACCCACUGGUUCGAUUGCUAUACAGAUUGCGGUCAGGCAACAAAGGUUCCGUUGAAAUAUGGGAAGAAAGUCUUCUACCGCGAGGCAAGAGCAGCCUUCAAAUGCUGACUCUCUCGCUACCUUACCCAGACGCACUUCCGCACGGCUGAACCGGACGUCCCUGAUUUCUCCGGCCAAAUUACCAGAAGAAAGCAAUGAUAAGUGCAAUUCUAUCCCAACAAUCAUUGGAGGGCAAGAGAUCAAACCAUUAUCUAUCGAAAUCGCCAUACCUCCCAAGAGAACGUCACCUUUAUCUGAAUUCGAAACUUCUCUCCUGGACGAAAGUUCGUCUGGAGUCUCCACGCAAGCAUAUAGUACACCGGCAACCAGUACUGCUGCUACUCCGGUCGAAUCGGAUGCAUCUGGGUCGAAGAAGAGAGUUAGUGCCUCUGCCCGUGCACGCGAACUUCGUUCAAGCAUCAUGUCCUUGAAUGCAUCUCGAGGAUCAAAGAGGUCUGCUGCGUCCGUUGUUACAUCGGAUGUGGCUAUGACGGGGGCAUUGCAAGAUCAGGCGUAUCAAGUGCGACCUACAAAAUUACGGAAAUCUUCACGCCACACCACUUCAAGCAUUGAUUGCCCUGCUGGGAUGGCCGAAGGCUUAGUAGCCAAUGGCACAGAUGACGGUACUUAUGGCGAGGAGUCUCAGACAAAGCGCUCUUCCCUCAGAAACCAGCCACAUCGAUCAGCUCGGAUAGUCACUACCCAGCAUAGCGACCAGUCCACAGGUGACGAGAUGAGAACUGUUCAAGCGGUCAUUUACUCAAGUGAAUCCGAACUUAGCGACAUUUCUUACUCCUUGACCGAGGCCAGCGAAGAUGAAGAUGUCGAGCCACAGGAGUCUUCCAAGUUGAGGGCUGUUCGAAACUCGGGAGCCUCAAGAACGCCUAGGCCAGGAUCUCGAUCGGUCAGAAGUCGUUUUCAAGUUGCAGGGGAAGCUUGGAUGACCCGCCGGGCUAUCAGGGAACGAAAGAAGCUGGAGAAGCAACACCCAUCCGUCACUACUAUGUGGGAUGAUUUGGCAAAUAUGCCUCCAAUCAAGCCGAUAGCAGCAGAGCAACCAAACGGUAUUUCGCGGACGCUUAAGUCGUUCCAGCUCGAGGGUCUCAACUGGAUGAUGCAACAAGAGCAAUCGCAGUAUAAGGGAGGCCUUCUUGGAGAUGAAAUGGGAAUGGGCAAAACAAUUCAAGCCGUUUCCCUCAUUAUGUCCGAUUAUCCCGCUGGCAAGCCGUCGCUCGUAGUGGUUCCCCCAGUUGCUUUGAUGCAAUGGCAGUCCGAGAUCAAGGAAUAUACUAGCGGUCAAUUGAAGGUCCUCGUCUAUCACAAUUCAAAUCCCAAGGUCAAAUCCCUACCAAAAGAAGAUUUGCAGACAUAUGACGUGAUCAUGAUAUCCUAUUCAGGUCUCGAGUCGAUUCAUCGGAAAGAGUGGAAAGGAUGGAAUCGGAACGAUGGGAUCGUAAAGGAGGAUAGUGUCAUCCAUUCUAUAACCUACCACCGACUGAUUCUGGACGAAGCGCACAGUAUAAAGCAACGGACAACCAGUGUCGCCCGCGCAUGUUUCGCGUUGAAGGCAAGUUACAAAUGGUGUCUCUCUGGCACACCCGUUCAGAACAGGAUCGGUGAAUUCUUCUCAUUGCUUCGUUUCUUGGAAGUCCGUCCCUUUGCUUGCUAUUUCUGCAAGCAAUGCAAAUGUCAACAACUUCAUUGGUCGCAGGAUGCAGAAAAGCGAUGUACCACAUGCAAGCAUAGUGGGUUUAGUCACGUUUCCGUUUUCAACCAAGAAAUUCUCAAUCCAAUAACCGAAAGAGACAAUGCACAUGCCAGAAAGGAAGCUCUAGCGAAGUUGCGCCUAAUCACGGAUAGGAUCAUGCUGCGGCGAAUAAAGCGAGACCACACAGCUUCCAUGGAGCUUCCACCAAAGCGUGUUGUCAUUCAUAAUGAGUUCUUUGGGGAGAUCGAGCGUGACUUCUCUCGCAGUAUUAUGACAAACUCUACCCGCCAAUUCGACACCUACGUAAGCCGUGGUGUCAUGUUGAACAACUACGCCAAUAUCUUCGGGCUUAUCAUGCAGAUGCGUCAAGUGGCCAACCACCCCGAUCUCAUCUUAAAGAAACAUGCUCAGACUGGACAGAACGUUCUUGUGUGCAGUAUAUGUGAUGAGCCUGCUGAGGAAGCAAUUCGGUCUCGCUGCCAUCAUGAAUUCUGCCGCAGAUGUGUCAAAGACUAUGUCCAGUCCUCUGGUAUCAAGUCCGUGGUUGAUUGCCCCCGUUGUCACAUUCCUUUGUCAAUCGAUUUCGAGCAGCCUGAUAUCGAACAGGAAGAGGAACAUGUUAAGAAAAAUUCCAUCAUCAAUCGUAUCCGGAUGGAGGAUUGGACUUCAUCGAGUAAGAUCGAGAUGCUUGUCUAUGAGCUCUACAAGCUGCGAAGCAAGAAACAGACACAUAAAUCAAUCGUCUUUUCGCAGUUCACGUCCAUGUUACAAUUAGUCGAGUGGCGCCUACGUCGAGCCGGCUUUAACACCGUUAUGCUCGACGGUACAAUGACGCCAGCGCAACGGCAAAAGUCGAUUGAGUACUUCAUGAACAAUGUGGACGUCGAGGUGUUUCUCGUCUCUCUCAAAGCAGGCGGUGUUGCUUUGAACUUGACUGAAGCGUCGAGAGUCUUUAUCGUUGACCCAUGGUGGAAUCCUGCCGCUGAAUGGCAGAGUGCAGAUCGCUGCCACCGCAUUGGUCAACGUCGACCCUGCAUUAUUACCAGACUUUGCAUUGAAGAUUCGGUAGAAUCUCGAAUCGUGUUACUGCAGGAAAAGAAGGCCAAUCUCAUCAACGGCACCCUCAACAAGGAUCAAGGCGAGGCUUUGGAGAAGCUUACCCCUGAAGAUAUGCAAUUCUUGUUCCGAGGUUCGUGAAAUUAAUAUGGCGUGUAUGUGUGUGGU